AUGUUGCGUUGGUAUCAAGCUAGACUGGCCAAAAGGCCCAUCCUAACCGCCAGUGUCACCAGUGCAGUGUUAUUCGGCAGUGGAGAUGUUCUUGCCCAACAGGCCGUCGACCGCAAAGGUCUAGAGAAACAUGAUUUUGCUCGAACUGGUCGCAUGGCCCUCUAUGGUGGAGCGGUAUUUGGUCCUGUUGCUACCGGCUGGUACCGUGUGCUUCAGAACCAUAUUGUCUUCAAGAGCACCGCUGUUACCACUGUUGCUCGAGUUGCUGCAGACCAGUUUGCCUUUGCCCCAGUCCAGUUGACCUGUUUCCUGUCGGCAAUGGCUGUCAUGGAAGGGUCAGACCCAGUGGAAAAGUGGAAGCGUUCGUUCGUUCCUAGCUACAAGGCAAACUGUCUAGUAUGGCCUUUUGUCCAAGCUGUCAACUUCACAUUCGUGCCCCUCGAGCUACGGGUUCUGGUCGUCAAUGUUGUUAGCUUGGGCUGGAACUGUUUCCUCAGUCUGUUGAACAGCGGUGAGGAAUAA
This is a messenger RNA of Penicillium angulare, 522 nucleotides long. RefSeq names its product Mpv17/PMP22 family protein. Lineage: Eukaryota; Fungi; Ascomycota; Eurotiomycetes; Eurotiales; Aspergillaceae. The record is from RefSeq and is a predicted model, not a curated record. Gene Ontology annotation, cellular component: cytoplasm; mitochondrion; membrane. The transcript is spliced from 5 exons. The coding region runs from base 1 to 522 and encodes 173 amino acids.